Molecule: messenger RNA, 10621 nt
Organism: Labeo rohita (rohu)
Lineage: Eukaryota; Metazoa; Chordata; Actinopteri; Cypriniformes; Cyprinidae
Gene: map1aa
Product: microtubule-associated protein 1Aa
Exons: 7
Coding region: 8-7924 (2638 amino acids)
Biological process (GO): axonogenesis; regulation of microtubule depolymerization; dendrite development
Cellular component (GO): synapse; neuronal cell body; dendrite
Molecular function (GO): microtubule binding; actin binding
Source: RefSeq, a predicted model, not a curated record
UGUUACCAUGGAAAUGCCGCUAGGAGAUGCUGCUGCAGGUCCUCAGGAGAAGUGCGAGAUUAUUCAGCACCUUGGACAGCAGCGGUGUGUCGGUCCUCCUUUCUGCCAGACUCGAUACUAUAUGCUUAUUGUGAUUGGAGACAUUUCAACAGAUCACCAGCUUGAUUCAGUGAAAGAACACAUUAAACAGGGGAUCCUGUCAUGGGACAUUGAUUUGACCGUUUGUGACUUGAACAAGGAACUGAAGCUCUUCGAAGCAAGACACUCUGCCCAGUUCUCAUCAGAGGUGAAAGGACAGAGACUUUUGCAAUACAAGAGUGAUGUUCUUGAGACUGUUGUGUUGGUGAAUCCUUCUGAGGAGAAUAUUGCUAUAGAGUUCAGAACCCUUCUCUGUGACUUAGCAGGACAUAAGUUAUUGGUCCUAAGUGGGCAAAGUACUGGACAGAGCGGUGACAUUAUCCUGCAAAGUGGAGUGUUUGGUUGGAAAAAUUUCUCUGACAUUCUCUCAAGUCGUAGGAUUAAAGAGCUCUUGAACCAGCCAUCUGCAGGUCAGCAAGCCUGUUUGACUGUGUCCUGUAAAGGAGAAGGGGGCUGGAGCUCCCUAGGGUACGUACAGGAGCAGAGUUUACUGAAGUACAGACUGAACCCAGAGCCUGUGCUGCCUGAGAUGGAAGGUGUGAGCGAGUUUACAGAAUAUGUCUCUGAGACAGUGGAUGUUCCCUCUCCUUUUGAGCUCCUGGAACCACCAACCUCUGGAGGGUUCCUCAAGUUGUCCAAGCCAUGCUGCUAUAUCUUUCCUGGAGGACGGGGUGACUCUGCUUUGUUUGCAGUCAAUGGUUUUAACAUUUUAAUCGAUGGUGGAUCAGACCGAAAAUCUUGCUUCUGGAAGCUGGUCAGACAUUUGGAUAGGAUUGAUUCUGUUCUCCUUACACACAUAGGAGCAGAUAACCUUUCUGGUAUAAAUGGACUAUUACAGAGAAAAAUUGCAGAGCAGGAGGAAGAGAAGAACCGUGCUUCAAAUACUUAUGGAGACUGGAUGAAAAACCUGAUCUCACCAGAGCUUGGUGUUGUGUUCUUUAAUGUUCCAGACAAGCUGAAGGCGCCUGAAUCCACGCUGAAAGCAAAGAGGAGCAUUGAGGAGGCCUCUCUCACAUUGCAGUACCUUCACAAACUGGGUAUCAAACCUGAGCCUCUAUACAGGGUUAUGAGCAACACAAUUGAGCCUUUAACACUCUUUCACAAGUUGGGUGUUGGCAAACUAGACAUGUAUAUCCUAAAUCCUCUCAAGGACAGUAAAGAAAUGCAAUUCUUCAUGCAGAAGUGGGCUGGUAACAGUAAAGCUAAGACUGGCAUUGUCCUGGCCAAUGGCAAAGAGGGUGAGAUUUCAGUUCCUUACCUCACAUCAGUGACAGCUCUGGUUGUGUGGGUACCUGCCAGUCCAACUGAAAAGAUUGUCAGAGUAUUGUUUCCUGGAAAUGCCCCACAAAACAAAAUAUUUGAGGGGCUGGAAAAGCUGAGGCAUCUCGAUUUCUUGCGAUAUCCAGUAGCCACUCAAAAAGACAUGUCAUCUGGGGCUCCACCUCCACUGAUUAAACAAACUAAAAUGAAGCUGAGAACUGACAGCAAAGAAAGUCUUAAAUCGUCCCCUAAAAUGUCUUCUGCUACAAAAGCAAGCAAGAAAGAGGCAAAUGAAGACAUUGAGUCAAAGAGUGACUCUGUAAAAGAGAACAAAGUUGAAAAGAAAGAUAAGAAAAUAAAAGAGACUGUUAAAACUCCCAAACCACUUAAGCCCAAGACGGCGUCACCCGACUCACUUAAGCAAGAGAAAAAGAAGCUGCAGAGAGAAAAAUCUCCUAAAAAACUUACCAAGGAGAAAACGUCUAAGAUGGAGGAGAAGAAAGAUCUGGAAAAGAAAGACACAAAGAAAGAAAAGGCAGAUAUAAAAAAAGAGGACGUUAAAAAAGAACUCAAAGGUAAAGAGGAGAAGAAAAAAGAAAAAGAAAAAACUAAGCCAGAGUUGAGAAAAAUCACAAAACCGGACUUAAAGCCCUUCACCCCUGAGGUCCGGAAGACUCUGAACAAAGCAAAGGUUCAAGUAAAGCCUAAAACAGAAAAAACUAAAGCUGCAAAGGAGCAAGAAAACAGGCCAGCUGCUAAGCAAGCUUCAAUUGAGAAACGGGAGAGUGAGAGGUCCUUAGUCUCCUCCCCAGAAGAUCUUACCAAGGAUUUUGAAGCCUUGCGACUGGAGGAGGAGCUUUCCAAGCAAACAGAGAGCAAAGUACUCCCAAAUUUUCCACCUGUGGCGGACAGUGUUGUCCCUGACAUUGAAUCUCCUGAUGAGGGAAUCACUACAACUGAUAUUGAGACAGAGUCCCCUCAUGAGGAAAGGGUACCGUAUGGAGUAAAUGAAAUUAAAUCACCCUCGAAAACCACUGAUAGAUUUGAGGAUGAAGGUGCUGCUACAGAAGAUGACAUAGAGGAUGACUAUACCACAAAACUGAAAAGUGCUAAAACAUCUGACUUUUUGGAGAUGGGUGAAAAUAAAGAAUGGCAAGAAAAAGCAAAAGAAGAAGCGAAAGAGUUUGAACUGAAACCCAGAAAGAGUGACAGUGAAGAAGAGGAGGAUGUGAUUGAGAAAGCAGAGCUAGAGGAGGCAGAGGAUUUAAUACAUGAGGAGGAGCUCAAGUACAAAUCUGACGAAGCUAAAAAAGAAAAACUUGGAAAGGACUGGGAGACCAAACAAAGUGAUAUUAAAUCUGCCAAACCUCUGGGUGCUGCAGAGCACAUUUCUUUCAUCCAAGAUGAGACCAUUCCAGGUUACUCUGAGACAGAGCAGACCAUUUCUGAUGAGGAGAUUAAUGAGGAAACAGAGGAGCGAAUCCCUCAUCUUCAGUAUGAUGUCGGCUCUUAUGACAUCUCAGUUCCUGAUGAACCAGGGACUUUUGACACCAUCCAUGGCAUGAAACCGCCAACCAUAUCUGUUGCUUCUGAGUUAUCAUCGAAGGGUUUUGCAGUAGACCAGGAGCCCGUCUUAUCAGCUUAUGCAACCAAUAUAAUUGCAGCUCCAUUGGCUGAAGAAGAGCAUAUAUCAUCAGCCACCUCCAUCACUGAAUAUGACAAAUUGUCAUCCUUUGCAACAUCUGUUACUGAAGAUCAGUCUAUAGCUUCUGUGACAGCACCACCUACUGAAGAUGCAGGAAAAAGCUCUUUACUCUUAGAUACUGUAAACAGCAUACCAUCAUCCAUACAGACCGAUGCCACUCAAGGAAAGGAGUACCUUCACUCUGCUGGAACUAUUUCUCCAACUUCUUCCUUAGAGGAAGAUAAGUGUUUUAAAUCACCUCCUUCAGAAGAAUAUCAACCCAUUGUGGCAGAAACAGAGACUACAGUGAAGGCUACUGUCCCUGCAAAUUAUGAGGAUGAAGAGGACGAGGAAGAGGAUGAGGAUCAGACACCGAAUGUUGAUAUACCACUUGGGAAGCUCCAUGAGGGUUAUGCAUCUGCUGCCUUGCUCGAAGACACAGAACAAGUUUCUGAUAAAUUUCCCUCAUCAACUGCACCUAUUUCUCCUCAGAUGAUGUAUGUUGGCGCACAAGAAAAAGAUGAAAAGGAAAUCUCACUCUCUAAGGAUGAAUCUAAAUUAGGCGCUUCUGAGAAAAGUUUGUCCUUCCCACCAAAUUUGCCUUGCGCCUCAGAGACAAGUAUUAUUUCAGAGAGUGAAGAAAGAUGUCUCAGCCCAGAUGACAGCACUGUGAGGUUUGCCUCACCUACACAAUCAGGACCGACCAGCAGUAGCUACUCUCCCACUGAGGAGAGGCCACAAAAGCCACUGAUUAUGGACAAAGAGGAAAAACUAGAUAAGGAGACUUUUGAUUCUCAGAGGUGUUUGGCCCAAGAGGCUCCUGCUGACAAAAAGUCUGUGAAAAUAAUUGAUGAUGAAGUGGAUCCUUUUGGAAAGGAAUUUUCCAGCACUAAAACUGCAUUGUAUGACUCAGAAGAAGAUGAAGAGGAAGAGAAAGAGAAAGAGGAAGAGGAAGAGAAAGAGGAUUUUUAUGAAAAAGAAAGCUAUAAAGUGUGUGGUAAAACUAAAUACAAAGAGGAGAGGGAGUGCACUUUCCUUGAUGAAGAAUACUCUGAAGAGACAUCACCCUUAAAAGAGGAGAAGCUGUUUGAGAAAGAGAAAGAAUCUGUGGACAAGGAAGAUAAACCACAAAAUGUGUCCUACUUGGGCCAUGAGUACAAAUCCCAGAUGCUCAGCUCAGGAGAGGAAGAUGAAAGUGAAACCGAGGAUGGUACUUACUCAAGCGUAAAAGUACCACAAGGCGAGUUAGAUUCCAUGUCAGCAAGCCAAGGCAAAAAAGAUGUGUCAUUCUCAGAUAUAGAUGACCCAAAAAUGAUUUCUAAAGACAGCGAUAAAAGUGUUCACUUCAACUUGUAUUCCUUCCCUGAGUGUGAGAAAGGCCUCAAAGGGGAAUUCGAGAGGGUGGUUAGGCAAGAUACACCCUAUGUUGGGAAAAGCUUUACAUAUUCUGAUGUGUAUGACAGUAAAUCAAGUUCAGUGGAUUCCUACUCUCCAAAUCUGCCAACAGAGCACACCUUUGAUGAUACUGAUGUUACUUCAAAGAAAACAGAAAAGGAGGAUUCUCUAGAAUCUUCCACUGGCAAGAUUUCUGACUUUAAACCAGCAUAUGAAAAGGAAACAUCAUCAGCUUCAUAUAGUGAAACACAAAGUAUGUACGGGACACCACCAAUAAAGGAUACACCUGAAGAAACAUUCUCUGAAAAAGUAAAGGAAGUUGAAGAAAAGACACCUGAGAAAAGCUCAUCUGUUUCAGCAGAGAGAGACCCAUUUUCAGUUAAAUUUGAAAAACCAGAUUUCAGUGGAAUGGCAGAGGGUGGUGCAUCACAAUCAGGCCAUUAUGCAACCGACAGCUUUAGCUCUGAUUACAGUGCUAAAAGUAUGAGUUCUGUGAUAGGCCAAUCUACAUUUGGCACAAAAGAAGUCAUGGCUGGAGACAGGAAGAUGUUUGCUGAUGGAGAGGAUGAAGAUGAAGAAGACGAGGAAGAUGAAGAUGAUGAGGAUGAGGAGUAUGGAGAGCAUGUAAGUGAUAGUGAUACAGAGAAAGGUGCCAAAGACAGACAAGAGAAAGAUGCCCAGCUCUCUCUAAGUAGUGACAUUGGCACUGUACCUACUCAAUUCCAGGAUGAAAAGAAAGAUACCAUUACACAGGACUACAGCUUUGGCUCUGACGCCUAUGGGAAAUCUUUAGGCUCAUCAACAUUUGAAUCCACUCUAAGCCAUGAGGUCCCUAAGGACUCACUGCAAACUGUUAAAGGUGAUGCCUCAUCCUUUCCUGCUGAAAGUCAUAUUACAGGCUCAUCUGGAUUUGAACAUUCUUCAAGUGAGGAGAGAGAUGAGUUUGUAGAAAAUUACGAGAAAGAUGUCAAGUCAUAUUUACCCCUUUCAACAAAGUCUGCUGAAGAUAAAUUCUCUACUCACUAUGACAGCAAAGAUAUUGAGUUCGACAAGCAAAAGACGCCAGAUGGAGCUGAGAAAAAAACAGGAGACCCCGUUUCUUUGGGCUUUAGUUAUACAACUAUGUCAGCCACAACAUAUUCCUCUUCUUCUUCUUACAGUCAUUCCUCAUCAGCUUCGGCAUCUCUGUCCACUAGCCGCCAGUUUGGAGAUGAGAUAGAGACUCCAGCCAGUACUGGAUUUGAGUACUCAUCUUUCAAAGAUGAACAUUCACCAGUAAUGGACUCACCCUUCUCAAGUUCUGGUGGACAGGCUAAGGAUGAAUAUUUAGAGGUGUCCGAAAAGUUGACCACUGCAACUACUACAGCUGAAUCCACUCCUAGCCUUGCGAGAUUCUCACCGUUAUCACCUUUUGAGGAGAUCAAGCCUUUUCCUCCACAUGCUGGUACUUGUAUAAGUGAUAAAAAAGAACCUGCUUCCUCUACAAGCAAUAUCUCAGAUCUAGGUCCACAAAGUCAGUGCUUUUACAAAUCGGAGUGGGAUGAGGACUCAAGAUUACAAGAUGAGUUUGGUGCAACUGGACCUUAUACCUCAAUGCCACCGACCACUCAGAAAGACACCAUGCCUGAAGAUCUGUAUGGUGCUUCAUCAACACUUCAAUUUGAGUGCCCUGAAAAACAAUACUAUGAGGACACAGAGAGUAGUGAAGAGGAGGACGAUUAUAUGUACGAAACUGAACAGGAUAAACUUCAGUACCAAAGAUCUCCACUUGCAGCUCAAGCGGACAAGAAAGAUACCACAUUUUCCUUGGGUGAGGCACUAACAAAGGACAUAUCUUCCGGAUUGGGAGCCACUAUCCCAGAUGCACUUACCUCACAUACGUCCUCUUUCCCUGAGCCCUCAAAACCAGACACAACAAACGGGCCUGCAGAAGUUAGUUUGAGUGCACCAGAGGCUUUUGGAGGAUGCGGCAAGGUGGGGAUAGGCUUGUCAAAAACAGAGAUGCAAAGCCAAGAAUUGGACGUGAAGAAAAUUAGAAGCCCAAGUGAAUGGGAAAUGCAGCAGCAACGAGACAUCUACCCAGGAGCAUCCCCACCUCAUUAUCGACAUGAAGAUGAAUAUGAAGAAGAAGAAGAGACUGAGCCAGAGCACCCACCCCGUCCUCUUUCUCUUUCAUCCACAGACCAACCUUUCCAAACUUCCUAUUUCGCAGAUGAUCCAAGCAGACAUGAUGAUGACGCUGACUAUCCUUCAGAUGUUGGUAUCCGUCCACAUCCAUCCACAGCUUCUCCAGGCUAUUCCUCCUGUGAGUACAAGCAGAGGAGAGGAGACACAUCUCCAUCUUUUAUCAACCCAAGCUUAUGUCAACUUUCAAGCGAUGAAGAAGAUGAGGAACAGAGAAGCCAAGGUUCUGAUCAACAGCAACCUUCAGGGAAGACUAGAUCUCACAAACAACCCCGUCACAGUCAUCAUGGCAAGGACAGCGAAUCGCAACACUUCUCUGGAGCCAUGGCUGCUGGGAUUAGUGCCAGUGGGGAGGACACACCUCCAACCUCUGUCAGUGAGCCGCUGCAUUCCCAGUCAGAUUCUGAUGUACCACCAGGUACGGAAGAGUGUCCAUCAAUCACAGCAGAAGGAAACAAUGACUCUGAUGAGGAUGCCGAUUACCUGCCUGUAGAUAAAUCAUCUGGAGCUUACGGAGGGAAGCAUUACUCAUCUAGGUCACCUGAUAAAAAUCACGAUCCCUUCCCGUCACCAAUGAUGGACCCUGCUCCUUGUCCUCCUCGCCCUGAUGUAUGUAUGGUUGAUCCUGAAGCUCUGUCAAGCCUAACCGACAAACCAAUCAAGAAAGAUUCCAAAUCAAAGGGUCUACGUAAAUUAGGUAAAACAAAGUCCUCAUCUCCUGCUCGGAAGACUGAUGCCAGGAGGAAGAGAUCCCCAUCCAAGGAGCCCUCCACUCACACCACUUCUCUUAGAAAGAAGGAAAUGGAGGACGAUCUGUCAAGGUCAAGCCACAACACCGGCAAAGGCCUUGUCAAUGGCUAUAAGAACAGUGCAGGUUUAAAUUCUGCAAAAUUGAGUGCAUCUGUGCCCCCUGGUCCUCCUAUCUAUGUGGAUCUGGCCUACAUUCCCAACCACUGCAGUGCUAAAAAUGUGGACCAGGAGUUUUUCAAACGUGUUCGUUCUGCAUAUUAUGUAGUGAGUGGAAACGACUCCAGCAAUGGAGAACCGAGCCGCAGUGUACUAGAUGCCUUGCUAGAGGGAAAGGCACAGUGGGGAUCCAAUCUACAGGUGACAUUGAUACCUACUCAUGACACAGAAGUGACCCGCGAAUGGUAUCAGCAGACCCAUGAGAAGCAACAGGAACUGAACAUCAUGGUCCUGGCCAGCAGCAGCACAGUUGUGAUGCAGGAUGAGUCAUUCCCAGCCUGCAAAAUAGAGUUCUAAAUUCAGCAUGGCUCCCAGGUUCACAUCUUUACUCUCAAAUGGUCCGUUACAGCCUUAAUUGUAGUUUACUCAGUGUCAAAUUCGUAACUUUUUACUUUUUAACUUCUCACGGUUUAAAACAGCACAUUGUCUACUGCCCAAAAACCCCAGUCAUAUGGUAUAAACUUUUUAACUGAUUAUUAUUUCUUGGUGAUGAAAGUUAGUACAGUGCAGGAAAAAAGAAGGAAGAUGUGCCUUUCACUAUAUACUUUUCAGGGUGGCUUUUCCCUUUACGUUGUACAAUACAUACAUACGCAUAUACAUAAAUGGGUCUCUACAAUUCUUAACCCUUAAAUUUUGGUCCAGGGCCUGUUUGAACUAACUUUCACGUUGCAUUCCCAGUAAUUUUAUACUGAACAAGGUUACCAAAUAGUAAGUUAAUCUAUAUAGCCUUGUUUACAAUAACAUUUAACUAAAGCACAAGUAUACCUCUUUACUUACUUUUAAACAGAAACACCAGAAAUUCUCUAAUACUGCAGCUAAACUGAAUGAGAUUCUCCUGUUUUCAACUGAUUAGUUUGUGUAUUGUUCUUAAUGAUACUGUUUUUGAGGCCCUGAGUUAAACAUCCUGCAUCAUCAUCUUUCAUAGCUCACUAUAUAUGAAAUAACAAUCUUUUAAUCAAGUUAUCACACAUUCAGAUACCUACUGUGCAAAUAGCAAUUGAGGCUAUAUACCUCAGCAGAGAGAUUAACAAAUACCUGGGUGCUAAUAUUUCAGAAAUUAUCAGGAAUUUAGUAAACAAAUAAGAUUCAAAAAACAGUAACAAUUAAAAUGCAUAAGCUGCAGAUGGAGUUGUCUUGCAGCUUGUGUGUUUUGCACAAAUUACUUUACAUUCCUGAAACAGAGAUUAAUGCUUUGAAUUUGUAUAGUGGAAUGAUAGGAUCAUUAAAAUGAUAACAAAAACCAUACUCAAAAAUCUGUUUGUAAACUGUUUGCGAUGCUGAAAAACAACUGAAUGAAUAAGUUUAGAUGGUAAGUUUACUGUCAGCGCUGAAUAACGGAGUGGAAGUAUUGGAAUCAAAUCUUAUUUUCUCAUUAAAUUAUGUAUAAAGUGUAUGUUCACAGAGUUUAUGAUUAUUUUUAGUGCUUAUGAAGUUCAGAGCUAUGUUUUAUUACUGAUUUUAUCCAAUUUUGAAGAAAAUUAAUUAUAUUCAUUAGCACCUUACAAUGAUUUCCCCUUGAUUUCUAUUGGUUAUAAAAUGUAUAUAGGACAAAAUUGCUUACUGUAAAGAACUAGAAAGAACGGAUGACUGAGAAUACACAUGCAAGCCAAAGUUUCCGGCAAUAGAAAUGCAUGGUGUUCAAUGAAUAAUCUACGUAUGAAAGUCUUUUCUAUGUCUUUGCAUAGGGUUAUUUGAAAGAUGUGAGCUAUGAAUACUGCACUUAAACCUAUUCCAAAAAUGUUCUAGUGUCUGGUGUGGCUUUUAUAUGGGACUAAAAUGUUAAAAGACAUGGCCAGAAUUAGCAGUAACGGAUAGUAGACAACAUACUGUCAUGAAACGCCCAGAACGGCAGAUGUUUUUCUUUGUACAAAAAUGAGAGGGAUGAUGAUCUUGUACCAUUGUCUGAUGAAUAGAAAACUCUGUAAAAGUACUGUAUGCAUUGCAUGUAUAUUACCAUGAGGUUGAACAUGCAUUUGAGUACUGCUAUGCUUUUAGGUGCUUGGCUUAACUCCAUUAUUAAAGAAGGAAGGUUGUAACUUUUUUUCAGUUGCAUUUGAGUCAAAAUUGAAUCUAUAACCUUCAUACUUUUCACAAGAUUAUUUAAUUUUUACUUCAUGGUCUUGUUUAUUAGUCUAUAAGAUUUGAUUGUCGACCUUCAUCUUUGGAGAAAAGUACAAAGAAUACGGUUCAGCGUAAUCCUUUAUAUUUCUCUGAGGAACAAUGUAUGAGGAUUCCCAGUUAAUACUUGCCUCUAAUGUUUUUAAGGUGCUGUAACUUUUGAGCUACUGGUUAUUUGGCUGUGCUGCAGAGAUGUUCUGCCUGACAUGGUGAAACCCAGAUGUGACUUCGCAGUACCACAGAAAUUAACAAACACAUACAAGUACCAGACUGCAGACUGCCAGAUCAAGUGACUAGAUCACUGAUCACAUUUUAUAUUCAAGAUUUGUAAGUGUCCGUGUGAUUCUAUUCUUUUCUUUCGUUCUUUUUUUAUUUUUUUGAAGAUGAAGACUAAAUGUUUCAAAAAAUUUGAAAAAUAAAAUAGUCAUGAUGUGCUGUGCAAAACAUCCCUUAGUUGCAAUGUUGAGUUUGCCAUCUCAAUAGCAUCGAAACUUUGAAAUCUAGCAUUCCAUUGAGCCUAGCUGUUUAAUGCAUGUGUAUUUAAGUUUGAACUUGUAUGUAAUAGUUCAUAGUUAUAUUAAAUAAAGUACUAUUUUAAACAUAUAUUUAAAUGAUAUCUGUCUCGACUGUACUGAAAGGCACAUAUAACCAGGCCGCGCUAUCAUUUCCAGCGUGCAGUGUUGUUUAAAAAAAAAUGAUGUGUACUUGGAUUUAUUUUGAUUUUUUUCAUAUUUUCAUGACCUUUGCUUUCAUUUCUCUCUUUUUUAUGUGCAAUACUCUGUAUCUUUCUUUAAGCUCUCUAAAUGAGUGUCUACAAAUAUGUUGUAGAAAGGUAAACCUGAUAAUCACUAAUAAAAUAUGUUAAUGGGAACAUCA